CCCGGGCGCCGCCGGCCCGGCCCGGCCCGCCCUCGCGCCUCAGGGCCUCGGGUCCGGCCCGGGCACGGCACCCCCGCCCCGGCCAGUCAAUCCUCGGGCGGCUCCGCCCCGGCCGCUCCCAUUGCCCGUGGGCGGGCGCGGGACUCGCCAUGGCGGCGGCGCCCGGGCCGAGGAAGCGCAGCGGCGCGGCCGUGCUCGCGGGGGGCCGGGCCGGGGCCGCCCCGGAGAACGGCUUCCCGCCGCACAAGCGCCCCAAGAGCGGCGGGCACGGCCCCGGGGACCCCUUCGGCGACGGCGAGGAGUUCACGGCGGACGAGCUGGAGGAGAUCGAGAUCCUGGCCUCGCAGGCGCUGGGCCGGGAGGGCGGCGGGGAGCGGGGAGGUCAGGGCUGGGAGGACGGAGGGAAGAGUUCAGUGUGCUUCGGAGAACCGGGGCGAGCCGCCGAGGGGCUGUUGAACAGAGCAGGAAGCGGCGCAGCAGAUAGUCUGCGGGAUGCGUUCCAGUUUGAAGUCCUGCAAACACAGCAUGAAGAAAUCAAACAGAAGCUGAAGGAAAUGCAAGAUGAAAUUCUUAUUAAAAAUGGAGAGAUUAAAAUUCUGCGUGAUUCAAUGCAGCAGAUGGAGCAAGUGAUGGAGGAGCAGAAGAGAUCAUAUAUGCUGUUAGAACGGCAGAAAGCUCAGACCUUAAGUGAAAAAGAAAAAGAGUUCUCCAAAAAGUUACUGUCCUUGCGGUCCGAGUUGCAGUUCAAAGAUGCGGAAAUGAAUGAAUUAAGAACGCGACUUCAGAACUGUGAAAGAAAUAAACAUGCUCCUCAGACAGUUUUAACGCCCAGCCCUAAAAAGAACUUUGCAAUACAAGGGAAAUCAGAAGAGUGUUCUCCACAGCCUGGAAGAAGAGCCUUUCCUACAAAGGAAUCCUUCAGUGCUGAAAUGUCCACUAGACCAUCGUCUUCUUCAGUAACUACUUUGAUCAAAGAAGACACUAAGGUCGCCCAUCCUGAAGUGUCGUCUGUGAAGCACGAAGCAAUGGGAAAACAUGGUUCCUACAACUCUGCACAUAAACGAAACACCCAAGGUUCUCUCUUGCUGAAUGCCUUGAUGAAGCAGCCCAUUGUCCCGGGGUUGUCACUAGGACUCUGCCACCUUCUCAGCAGUAACACCGAGCCUCUCCUGGGAGCUGUCCUGCAGCCAAACUAUUUUGAUAUGAAGUCCACGCAACUGCCCAGCAGCAGGACAACUCGAGAAGAAAUUGCUCCUCAUGUAUCCCUGCGAGAAGCUCAGAAACUUGCAAUAACAGGCUUGAACUUGAUUGCAAUGGACGAAGGAUUAUCUGAAGGAAGCCCAGCAGAAAGCCAGAGAGAGUUCUUGCCCUUCGCACGCUGCAAGAUCCGAGGUGCUGUGCAUCUCUUGCCCUUGGUUGAACACCACAUCGACGUGUACUGUCAAGCGGUACAGUCGGUGGACAAGUCCAUAAAUAGUUCUUGUGGAAACCAUUCAGCUGUUUCUUCCAGAACCAACACAAAUGUGGUGUCGAAUAAGGAGGACUUGAAGCUGUCUCUUGAAGAAACUACAGUUCUGUCACUGGGUAUUCUUUAUUAUUUGGCAUUUUAUAGCUGUGAUGUUGUCCACACGUUACUGUCUACUGGAGUGGAAAAAAGUUCUGCUGCUGGAGAUGAACAGGUUUCCAAGACAGACAAGAAUAUGCUGUGUGAUGAUCAGUGCGAUACUAAAGAAGAUACCAGGACGCAAGGAGGGCUGCCUGUCGCUCCGAAGGAUGCUCCCAGUAACGAUCGAGCUCAGCAUUCUUUGUUUAAGAAGCUGCUGCAGGUUGUAGGUUUUUCUGCUGCCAGAGGCUCCCAGACCUGUAGCGUAUUGAACCAAAGCCUCAAGGCUCUGGUGAAACUAGCUGAAAAUUCAACACUGGAGUUGCUAAUAAAUUUUCAGCACUUCCUGAGCAGUCAGACACUGCUCCGGUGCCUGUGUCCCGAGACCCCUCUGCCUGCUGCCCUUCUGACCGUGAGGCUGCUCUCCGUUCUUGCUCAGCACCACAUGCUGGUCGCUCAGCUUUGUUCUCGUUCAGACACCUGCCUCCUCCUAGCACUGUACAUGUACAUCACAUCGAGGCCAGAUAAAUCGGCAUCUGAAAUGCUUUGGCUGCAGCUGGAGCAAGAGACAGUUCGACUCCUGACAAGGUGCACAUGGCGUUCUGGUCCUGCAGCUUUGUUACCUGGCACGGACUGCCAGUGUAGCCUCGAGGUGGUUAAGGCACUGAUUAUAAUGUUACACAGACAGUGGAUGAAGAUCAGAAGAUCUGAGAACAGUGUGUGUGCACACAAGGAACAAGUCAUUCAGUUCUUACGGGAUGCAGUUCUCCUCUUGCACAGCCUGUCUCAGAAAGAUAAACUGUUUCACGAACACCGUUUGGAGGUUCUCCAUCAGUACGAGCAAGCCAUGCCGAGCAUAAGGGCCAUUCUCAGGAAGACUCAAAAGCUGAAUGCUUGUGAAGAGAUGAUUUUGGAUGAAUUGUAUCCUCCCGAGGCAGAAGAGCAAGAAAUAGACUCCAGCUAGCUAAUGUCCAGCAAAGAUCUCUGUCCUUCCUCCUCUCAAUCAUAAGAAUUACUGUCAGUGUAAAUCUGAGAUCUAAAUGGUCUAAUAUUAAUCGAUAGUGUAAAGGUUGCACUCGGAUGCAGCAUAACUAAUUCACAUUCCUUUGUGGUGGUUUAGGUGCUAAGUGUGGCUGAAAGCAAAGAUAUUUUGAUGUAAGAAUGAUCCUGCAAGGUACUGUUUUGCUGUGCAAAACCAUUCGGUGGCUUGUGACUGGUUCAGUUCAUGAAUUUCAUCCUCUGUGAAACUGCUGUGAAUGAAAUGUGAAAAUGUCACUAUUUACUGUGACUGCAGCUGAGUUGGAUGCUGAAUGUGCUGAGGUGUUUGGGAUCACUGCGUUGAUAGGAAAAUCUUUUGUAUUUGUGUCUUUUGCAGCUGUAACACUUUUCUUGGUUGACUUCCAAAUUUUUCAUGUUCUACUAGUAAAGAGUUUCCUGUGACUUUAAAAGCCUUUCUAGAAAUAACUUGCAGUUGGUGGUUCGGUUCUGAGCAAGAAAUUCACGUCCUGUAAUGAUCACAGUUCACUCGUUUUUCUCUGUCAUGAAUCUGCUGGAAGUGAACCUGGGCAGCCUGAUCCAGUGGGAUGUCCCUGCCCAUGGCAGGGGAUGGGAGCUGGAUGAUGUUUAAGGUCCCUUCCAACCCAAACUAUUCUAUGAAUCUAUGAACUCCCGAGAUGCCAAACCAAAAAUGCUACAGCUUCUUGUUUAAAAAAUGACCUUACACAAAUAAGGUGGUGAUGUGGGAGAGAGCUUUGUGUCUUACCCGGGCAGAGCACAGUAAUGGCCUGUGCACAGAGCGACUGGUGUUCCGGGUGCAGUACCCAGAUAGGUGUUGCACUGAAGAUGAGUGUCUCGUUACUGGGAUGCAGCACUGAUGAGGAGGAAGAACUGUUGCUGUACAAUUAUGAGCUGCCACGCUCGCUGCAGGUGUCAGCUCG
Cuculus canorus (common cuckoo) is the source of this 3540-nucleotide messenger RNA. RefSeq names its product ATR interacting protein (gene ATRIP). Lineage: Eukaryota; Metazoa; Chordata; Aves; Cuculiformes; Cuculidae. Bases 150 to 2567 code for a protein of 805 amino acids. The transcript has 14 exons. The record is from RefSeq and is a predicted model, not a curated record. Gene Ontology annotation, biological process: DNA damage checkpoint signaling; DNA repair.